Molecule: messenger RNA, 567 nt
Organism: Lathyrus sativus (Indian pea)
Lineage: Eukaryota; Viridiplantae; Streptophyta; Magnoliopsida; Fabales; Fabaceae
Source: the annotation of a GenBank genome assembly
AUGGCGUACCAGACCCCCAAUCAUGAAUCAGGUUCCGAUUCCAAUAACCAAAAACGACUCUACAAUCCCUACAAAGACCUCGAAGUACCUAUUCGAAACCUCUACCAGCUCCCAACCUCACCCGAGCACCUUUUCGUUGAGGAGGCUGCUCGAAAACACCGCUCCUGGGGAGAAACCCUAACCUUCCUCACUGGCUGCGGCUACCUCGGCGGUUCCGUUGCCGGCGCCGGUGUAGGCCUCGUCGAAGGCGUCAAAUCAUUCGAGUCAGGAGAUACCAUGAAGCUCAGAGUCAAUCGUAUUCUCAACUCGUCGGGUCACACGGGUCGGACGUGGGGGAACCGGCUCGGAGUGAUCGGGUUGCUUUACGCAGGCAUUGAGAGCGGGAUCACGGCUGCGAGAGAUACCGACGAUGUCUUGAACAGCAUAGCGGCGGGACUUGGCACUGGCGUGUUGUAUCGAGCUGCGAGAGGGGUUAGAUCAGCUGCUGUGGCAGGUGCUGUUGGUGGAGUUGUGGUCGGAGUCGCUGUCACUGCGAAGCAGGCGUUGAAACGAUACGUGCCGAUUUGA